CAACAGUUACAUGAGUUUACGAAGCUUCUAGACUUGAUUCUAGAGGCGUAUUAUAAAUAGUAAUGUUAUGAUAUCAUAUAUGAAAUAACUAACUAAACCAAAAUAAUGGACAUCUUUCGUUCAGCUGCAUGAGCAGUGAUGAUUGUUAGAGUGAGACCUGGUGGAAAUUUUAGCUGAAUUUUGUUUUUGUUUGGGAGUAUAUCAAAUGAUCAAGAGAAUGUCCUCAACAAAGCUUCAACUGUCCAGAUAUGUCCAGAUGGUUCUGGAGAAUGAAUUGAAGGAGACAACAAAAGCCUUUGAAGAGGAUGACAUCAGAGCAUUGUUGAAAACUGACAGCAAACCCUUAAGUCCAAGGGAGACAAUCAUUGGAUACCCAUCCUAUCCACUUUACAGAGAGAUUGGCAAUAUGCUACAGCAAUGGAUGGAGAAUAAAUAUUGUCCAGUUUUAGAUCUACCUAAAUAUGAUCUUUUGGAUGAAAAAUCCUACACUCAGGCAAGAGAAGCCAAUUUCAAAACUAUCACCCCAUUGUUGGAGGGCCUACAGAGCCUAUGGGAACUGUGGAGUGAGGAGGAAAUUGCACACAGAGUCAAAGAUAUACUUAUAAUUCUGGGGAAGAGAGGCAUGCUUGAUUUAUUGGGGGUGAGAAAGACAGUGGGGACUCAAGAAAUCUGGCCGGCCAGUCGAGAGCUACUGGAAAGAUCCUUCACAGUAAAGCACAGUCCCAAUGCAGAGAUCAGUGUUGGAGCCAGAGCACUGUCCAAACACUUCCAUAGAGACAACUCAACCUCUUGGUGGGGAGGCUGUACAGGAACUGAAAAACAGAAGAAUGAGUAUGCAUUGUCCAUAGUGAAUAAAAUUUUAGACACCGCAACCUGGAUUAACAUUCACUGGUUACCACAUGAUGUUUACAUACUAGAAGUCAGACAGGAAGAAGGAUAUGGUGCUCGAUGGACGGCAGAUGGUUCUUCUUUCAGAGGUUUCCUUGAGCCACAAAUGGUGGAUGGCCAUGCAGUUGGCUGGAAACACUGAAUUCUUUAUGUGGCUGCUACAAGACCAGAAUAAACUGCAAAAAUACACAUAAUACUAAGCAGUUUUUUCCCUUAUGCCCCUUUGAGAAUAUGUCACACAUGUUUGGAGCCACCAUGUCUUUAUUUGGUUUUAAUUUUGCAAGAUCAUUUUGCUAAAAAGAUAUAAGGAUUUAUUAUGUUUGUGUAUAGAUAAGGAAAAUGUUUCAUAUCUUUGUUCUUUUAGGAAUUGUACUGUAAACCAAAUUUAUUGGAACAAUAUUUUUUAUGCUUAUUUUAACAAGAUUGUCUUGACAUGAAAAUUACAUUCUCACAAACAACAAGAAGCAGCUUUGGUCACUAGAUAAUAAGUGGGAACUAUUAAAAAAAAAUUGCAAAUAAUCACAAAUUAAUUGUCUGUUGUGGUAGUCUGUUGUGAGUUUACAUAAUGAUAGUUUAUGUGAGUAAUCUAUAGAGAAUGAUGAUAGUCUAUGAUGAAUUUACUGUACGUUUACAGUGUGUGUUUAUAGAGAGUUUACAGUGUGUGUUAUAGAGAGUUUACAGUGUGAUGGUCUAUAGAGAGUUUACAGUGUGUGUUAUAGAGAGUUUACAGUGUGAUGGUCUAUAGAGAGUUUACAGUGUGUGUUUAUAGAGAGUUUACAGUGUGAUAAUCAAUGGUAAUUGGGAUGCUUUUAAUUUUCAUUUAUGUUAUUUUUUUAUUAUAUUGUAAUUUUUAUUUAUUUUAUUAGUACAACUUGAUUUUUGUUGAAUCUUUGUAUAAUCUGUAAGACAGAUUUAGUGAUUGAAAAUUCAUGAUUUGCACUUACUAAGUAUAAAGACUAAUUAAUUUGUAUGUUACAUUAAUGAAUGUGAAAACUUUUCAGAACUAUUGAGCUAUUAAAUUGUUGUAGAUAGAUAUCUUUCCAUAACUCUAAAUAUUAGCAGUGGGUUUGAUGGUCAUUUGGAACAUUACCCAGCAGUAAAUUGGAUAACCAUC
Messenger RNA from Saccostrea echinata, 2002 nucleotides. RefSeq lists its product as uncharacterized. The transcript has 9 exons. Bases 206 to 1030 code for a protein of 274 amino acids. NCBI's taxonomy places the organism in Eukaryota, Metazoa, Mollusca, Bivalvia, Ostreida, Ostreidae. The record is from RefSeq and is a predicted model, not a curated record.